Molecule: messenger RNA, 1826 nt
Organism: Caenorhabditis sp. 36 PRJEB53466
Lineage: Eukaryota; Metazoa; Nematoda; Chromadorea; Rhabditida; Rhabditidae
Source: the annotation of a GenBank genome assembly
AUGAACCCGAAUCUACAGAUAUUCGUGAGUUCCAGAGUAGCAUUUUUCAGUCAGUUCUGUGUUUUCAGCUCAACAAAAAGACGCCGUACCAUCGGAUUCCAACAAACUUGGACAGAUUAUAUGAAGAGGUGAGACAGAUAUGGCAGAAAGGUUGAAAAGAUGAAUUGAAAUUUCAGGAUUGGAAAGAAUACUACUCCCCUUCCGACUUUCCGUCGCUCUCCAGUCUCUUCCGCUCCAAAAAUCGAUCAUUUCUCCUUUUGAUUGGUGCAAUUUUCCUUGUUUUUCUGCUCCUUUUGAUCAUGUUUCGUGGCAAUGAGGGUUAGUAGAAACAGACGGAAAGCGGACCGAGAGACCACCUCUUCUGUAGAGACUCAGACACAACCGCACGCAAACAUUUCCUCCCAUUCGUUCCCUUUUUGCAGAAGGAAAAAUUUACACAAAAAUGGAGGAGACGACGUCAUCUGAGGCCAUCAAAAUAGGUAAGCACGCAUUCAGAGAUCUUCUCCGUAAAAUUAUCAGUUCAGAAGCCCAAACGUUGGGUGUGGCGAAGGAAGAUGUGAGAGGAUCUCUGGAGAAUUAUUUGAACUCGAUCGAUCCACAUGAGCAAUAUCCAGAUGACGUCAAUUCGGUGAAACCACAUCAUAUCCGAGUGAUCGGAGCUAUGGGAGAUUCUCUGACGGUUGGUCCCUUACGGUUUCUCUCUGAAAACACUGUGUACAUAGAUCGGCUCGAGAGCUUCAAACGUCAUUAAAGACGAGAAACAACGUUAUCCCGGAAACGCGUUCUUCACUGGAAUGGACACGGAAGUCGAUGGUCAUUUGACUGUCUACAGUAAGAUAUUCUCCAGCUUUGUACAGUAGACUUUGAGAAUUCAGACAUCUUCCGUGUGAUUGCCGAAGAGACUGAUUCGAAGUUAUUCGGCGGCAGCACCGGAGAAGAUUAUGGAGAGAACACGGGUCUCAACGUGGCAGUCGGCGGACGGAAAAGCGACGAUAUUCUGAGACAGGCGGAAGAUCUGGUGGCCAGGAUCAAGGCCAACUCCGAGGUACCAAACAACGGGACUGAUUCUCAGAAAAAAGGGAGUUUCAGAUUGACAUCAAAAAGGAUUGGAAGUUGGUUUCGCUCUGGAUCGGAACGAACGAUGUUGGAGACCUGGGAUACGGGUUCGAGCCGCCAAUUCCAGCGGAAACGUACAAGACGAACAUUGAGAAGGGGCUUUCGUACCUAAAAGAGAAUCUCCGAGGACAAUCGUCUCGAUCAUCGGAAUGUUUCCGGCUCAGCUGCUCCAGGAAGCUCAGUCGAUUCUGAAGACUGGGUUAGGGAUAGCAACUCAACAACAAAAAGAGUUUCCUUUCCAGAAACGGGCAAAGGACGUUGAGAAUCAGAAGAAGUUGGACGCCCUCUCGAACGGAUAUCGGCAAGCGUCCUUCGAAAUCCAAAACGAGGGAAAGUUCAACACAAGAGAGUUCACAGUGGUUGUUCAGCCGUUUGCCACUCAAUAUGACAGUGUAUACGUUGACGUGAGUGGGCGGGAGAGUGGCGAAAAUAGGAUGGAAAUUUCCAGAGAAUCGGCAACUACAACUCCUCGUUCUAUGCUAUUGAUCUUUUCCAUCUGAGCAAACUGGGUCACGCCAUUCUCGCGAAGCACUACUGGCAGAAUCUGUUCGAAUCUGUCGGAGAGAAGACGACAAAGGCCGAGCUGGGAGACAUUUCUCCUCGCAUUUUUGAGUUGAAUACGGUAUAUAAACAGAGGAAAAUGGGAAAUUGAGAGGUUUACGUUUCAGGAGAACUCAUUCAUCAAGACAAUCGGAAACAGCAAAGUAUAA